Messenger RNA from Sarcophilus harrisii (Tasmanian devil), 3982 nucleotides. It is a transcript of the gene KLHL14, whose product is annotated as kelch like family member 14. NCBI's taxonomy places the organism in Eukaryota, Metazoa, Chordata, Mammalia, Dasyuromorphia, Dasyuridae. Gene Ontology annotation, molecular function: protein binding. The coding region runs from base 95 to 1999 and encodes 634 amino acids. The transcript is spliced from 8 exons. The record is from RefSeq and is a predicted model, not a curated record.
CCUUAUUCCCCCCAUUACUCCCCCUCCCCCUCCCCCACCCCUGUUUGCCAGGUUGGAGGAGGGUUUAAAGCCAGGUGCGCUGAGGCAGCUCGCCAUGUCCAGAUCCGGGGACAGGACCUCCACCUUCGACCCCAGCCACAGUGACAACUUGCUGCACGGCCUCAACCUGCUGUGGAGGAAGCAGCUGUUUUGCGACGUGACCCUCACGGCCCAGGGCCAGCAGUUUCACUGCCACAAGGCCGUUCUGGCCUCCUGCUCGCAGUACUUCCGAUCCCUUUUUUCCAGUCACCCCCCUCUCGGGGGAGGGGUCGGUGGCCAGGACGGCCUGGGGGCCCCCAAGGACCCACAGCAGCAGCAGCAGCAACAGCAACAGCAGCAGCAGCAGCAACAGCAGCAGCAGCAGCAACAGCAGCAGGAGGAGCCGGGUACUCCUUCCUCCUCCCCCGACGACAAGCUGCUGGCCAGCCCACGGGCCAUCAACAAUCUGGUGCUGCAAGGCUGUUCGUCCAUCGGACUACGCCUGGUGUUGGAGUACCUGUACACUGCCAAUGUGACCCUCUCUCUGGACACGGUGGAGGAGGUGCUUUCGGUCAGCAAAAUCCUGCACAUUCCCCAGGUCACCAAGCUGUGCGUGCAGUUCCUCAACGACCAGAUCUCGGUCCAGAACUACAAGCAGGUGUGCAAGAUCGCCGCGCUGCACGGCCUGGAGGAGACCAAGAAGCUGGCCAACAAGUACCUGGUGGAGGACGUGCUACUGCUCAACUUUGAGGAGAUGCGCGCCCUGCUGGACUCGCUGCCGCCCCCCGUGGAGUCGGAGCUGGCGCUCUUCCAGAUGUCCGUGCUUUGGCUGGAGCACGACCGGGAGACCCGCAUGCAGUACGCGCCCGACCUCAUGAAGCGCCUCCGCUUCGCCCUCAUCCCAGCCCCAGAGCUGGUGGAGCGGGUCCAGUCAGUGGAUUUCAUGCGCACCGACCCUGUCUGCCAGAAGCUGCUUCUGGACGCCAUGAACUACCACCUGAUGCCCUUCAGGCAGCAUUGCAGGCAGAGCCUGGCCAGCAGAAUUCGCUCCAACAAGAAAAUGCUGUUAUUGGUUGGAGGACUGCCUCCUGGACCGGACCGGCUUCCCAGUAACUUGGUUCAGUACUAUGAUGAUGAAAAGAAGACAUGGAAAAUACUGACAAUUAUGCCCUAUAACAGCGCCCAUCACUGUGUGGUAGAAGUGGAAAACUUCUUGUUCGUGUUGGGAGGAGAAGACCAAUGGAAUCCAAAUGGAAAACACAGUACGAACUUUGUCAGCCGAUACGACCCAAGAUUUAACAGCUGGAUCCAGCUCCCACCCAUGCAAGAAAGGAGAGCCAGUUUCUAUGCAUGUCGCCUGGAUAAACACUUAUAUGUUAUUGGUGGGCGGAAUGAAACCGGAUACUUGUCCAGUGUGGAAUGCUAUAACUUAGAAACCAAUGAGUGGCGGUAUGUUUCCUCAUUACCCCAACCUCUGGCAGCUCAUGCAGGAGCCGUGCACAAUGGGAAAAUAUACAUUUCAGGGGGUGUUCACAAUGGAGAGUACGUCCCAUGGCUGUAUUGCUAUGACCCUGUUAUGGAUGUCUGGGCCCGAAAACAAGAUAUGAACACAAAACGAGCAAUCCACACUUUGGCUGUAAUGAAUGAUCGGCUAUAUGCAAUUGGAGGAAACCAUUUGAAAGGUUUCUCCCACCUUGAUGUCAUGCUAGUGGAAUGCUAUGAUCCCAAAGGUGACCAGUGGAAUAUUCUGCAGACUCCCAUUUUGGAAGGCCGAAGUGGCCCUGGUUGUGCUGUCCUUGAUGACAGCAUUUAUCUUGUAGGAGGCUACAGCUGGAGUAUGGGAGCCUACAAGUCAUCGACCAUUUGCUAUUGCCCGGAGAAAGGAACCUGGACAGAGUUAGAAGGAGACGUAGCUGAACCACUUGCAGGUCCUGCUUGUGCUACAGUUAUUCUGCCAGCCUGUGUACCUUACAACAAAUAACACACAGGAUACAUUAAAUUGAACAAAUACCACAUUCUGGGAAGUGAUGACACAAAUAUUUUAGUAGGGAAAAUUAUAUUCUACAGACACAACUACCAAAACCCACCUUUGGGUUUAGAUUGAUGCUUUAAAGGCAAACUACAAAAAAAAUUAAAAAAAAAAAAUUUAAAAAUCCCCAUUCUUGGACACAUAUCAGUCUUGUGAAGCAAGUAGCUAAAGACCACACCACACCUCCCAUGUUGACAGAUUGCCAUCUCAGGCUGGUUUUCACUAACUUGGCCCAACUACACGGAAACUCCUCGCAUUGAUAUUAACUUUCAAAAGGAGAAAGAUAGAUGUCAGAAGACUGCCCCAGAAAGAUCUAAGAGCAGUGUUGUGCAUUGUAAUCUACCUGCAUGUGAUCCAUGUUGACGUUUUGGAGAUGUUGUGUUCUCUGAAUGCUUCAAAAAUUCACCCAGAAUCACAGAAAUGGCAUCUUUUCUGGUUAUCUUAAACUCUGAUGAUUACAUAGGCUCUGCAGGCCAAAUAAUUUUAGAAAAAAUACCCAAAGCUAACUUCUCUUCAUCUACCCAUGUUUUCCCAGCAUUACAAAUGAACUAAGCAAAGAGAAGGAAAUGGCAAAGAAAGGCAGGGACUCUGUUAGAGACCCAGUGACUAUUGCCCUUCAUUGUCAUAAACUAGAGCGAGUUCCUAAUUUUGAGGCUCUCCUCCAGAGCUAUUUGUCCAAAUAAUUUGAAUUGAGUAUAGACUGCUGCUACAGUCAAUUUCCUGAGAACUGUACUCUCCUAUUUUGAAAACCCUAUAAAUAGUGAACACACUUAUUAUCUGCUUCAAAAGUCAGAUAAUAUCUGAUUCAAAUUUUGACCCAUGGGAAAAUCAGCCCUGCUUGCCCUUUGCAACUCAGAGACCAGGAGCUAGUAUACUUACUGUAAAGUAUAAUCUCACUUAUUUUUCUGUCACUGAGAAACAUGAAAUUUAAAUAACUUUAAAGAAUCACAGCAACUUCCAUUUAUUUUAUUUUAAUCCUCAACAAGGCAUUGGGCAUCUCCUCUCCCUCAGCUGGCUGCGGGACAGCACAUGAUUUACCAUCAUUAUUUGCCAAACUGGGCACAUCUUUAUUGCUCUCAUUGGUAAUGCUUACACACAGAGACAAAAAAUUAAAUUGUUCUCUUGGCAGUUGCAGCAACAGCAGGAAUUGUUGAGGGGAGGGAGCAGGAGUGAGAGAGUUUACGUUUGUCAAAUCAGAAGGGACAAAGCUGGAAAAAAGAGAAAUUUUAUUUUCAAGCUUUUAGGAGUCAAAUAAAACACCAGUAAAAAGUAAAGCAAAGGUAUAAAAAGAUAACGAAUGGUUGGAUUGUUUGAUAAAUGGAUUCUUUAAAAGCAGUGUGAGGCAACAAGUGGGCAUGCCUUGAUGAGACUCUCUUAUUGAGGAACAUGGAAAGAUCAGAGUGAAGGUGCUCAAAUCUGAAGCUGUUCCUACAGUAAAGUGCAAUCGUAAUUGUUUUUGUAUUUAUUUGUACGUUCAGAUCCAAAGGAUCCCUUGUAAAAAGAUAUCCAGUGCAAUCAACUUUCAUUUUUUCCCUUGAAAGUAUAUAUAGAGAGAGAAAGAGAAAGAGAAAGAGAGAGUAACCAGUUAUAGCACUCCAUAUAAGAACCUCAGCUGAUACUCUGAGGAGAAAAAGGUUAGCUUCGGUCUUUUAUGGUGAGCUGACACUUGUUCCCUCUAAAAUGUACAACUAAGGCUUUCAAAAGGUUCCUUGUCCUUUGACUGGUUCUUUGUCUUAUUUUUCUUUUCAACUGAGAUAAAUUUUAGCAUUUAUGAGAACUGUAUGUAAAACUUUCUGUCUUUCAGGAAGGCAUGACCAAGGAAAAGGUGAUAUAACUGAGUAAGUCACAGAGAAUGUAAAUUUUGUACAGUAUUAGAAUGUGUAAAUGACGCUUGCUUGUAAGGGAAAAACUUUAAAUAAAACUUUAUGUACUAAU